Sitophilus oryzae (rice weevil) is the source of this 788-nucleotide messenger RNA. RefSeq lists its product as uncharacterized. The transcript has 2 exons. The record is from RefSeq and is a predicted model, not a curated record. Lineage: Eukaryota; Metazoa; Arthropoda; Insecta; Coleoptera; Curculionidae. The coding region runs from base 13 to 603 and encodes 196 amino acids.
AUUAAAAUUAAUAUGGAGCUUUUUGGCUAUUAUUAUAAUCCAAGUACUGAUAAUCAUGAUGUAAAAUCAUUCAACACUCCAUUUAAAGUGAUUUGCAAUAGUGCAGAAACAAAGGAUUUGAUAGAAGAAUUUGUAACAGUUAUUGACAAUAAGGCAGAUGAGUUUGCAGAAAAAGAUUCGGGAUGGAUCUUACUUAAUUUUAUUCAUUUGGAAAUUAACAUCAAUAAAUUCAAUCCUUUGAGAGCAUCAUCAUUUAUUGAACUACCUCCUGAAAUAGUACGACGUCAAGCUGUAGUUAACAUAAGAAAUAACGAUGACUACUGCUUCGCAUGGUCCAUAGUUGCAGCUCUUCAUCCUCCAACAAGUGUUGACUUUGUUACAUCAUCAUACCCUCAUUAUUCAACGGUUUUGAACACUGCAGGUAUUGACUUUCCAAUAUCAUUAAAAGACAUCAAGAAAUUUGAAAAUCAAAACAAUAUUUCUAUCAAUGUAUACGGUUUAGAAAAAUAUUAUAAUAAAAUUUCUAAUAAUGAGGAAUAUGAAGUAAUUGGUCCUCUACAUUUCACAAAUGCUAAAAAAAUAUUCAUGUUAAUUUAUUAUUGAUAAACGAUGAUGAUGAAAAUCUUCAUUAUUGCUACAUUUCCGAUCUUUCUAAAUUAAUUUCUAAACAACUUAGUAAACACAAUGGUAGAAAAUAUUUAUGUGAAGGAUGUUUGCAAUAUUUUGACACAGAACAAAAAUUACAAUACCAUAAUAGUUAUGAUUGUGAUCAUGUUAAAAUUAAUUUA